UUAGCCUUAAUGCGCCCCAGCAGCUCCGCCGCCGGAGUGGGUACGGCCCAUCCCAAGCAGCAGUACCCCCCCACCCCCGAUGGGACUCCCCCGGCAGGCGCCAGAACAGCCCGAGGUGCCGGCGCAGGGCGGGACGGGAGCUGUAGUCCCGGUUUAGCCGCGCACCGCCCCCCCUUCGCCCCGGCUCCAGCCCUCAGCCGCUCUUGCCCCCCUCAACCUCUACAGCCGACGGCACCGCCUGGGGUGCUCCGUCCUGCGGGCCCUUCGCUUCACGCCAUUCCGGCGCCUGCCACCCUCUCCGCCCAACCCACCCGCCCGCCCCUCCCGGAGCGGCUCUCUGCCGUGAGGUUCAAAAUGGAUAGUACAUUCCAGGAAACACCUACACUUGAAGCUUCUUAUUCAGAAAAUAUUGAUGCUAUGCUGUCCUUUCUGCCUGAAAGACUAAGAAAGAAACUGCUUCCUUUUCAGGAGAAAGGCAUCAUAUUUGCACUUCAGAGAAGUGGCAGGUGUAUGAUUGCUGAUGAGAUGGGGCUAGGUAAAACAAUUCAAGCAAUUGCCAUUUCCUAUUACUACAAAAACGAAUGGCCUCUCUUAAUUGUAGUGCCUUCAUCUCUGAGAUACCCUUGGGUUGAUGAGAUGGAGAAGUGGAUUCCAGAACUCUCUCCAGAUGAUAUUAGCAUCAUUCAGAACAAAACUGAUACGGGGAGAAUAUCAACCAGCAAAGUAACGAUUCUGGGGUAUGGCCUGUUAACUUCUGAUGCACAGACUUUAGUAGACACUUUGUACAGGCAGAACUUUAAGGUAGUUGUGAUUGAUGAAUCACACUACAUGAAAUCCAGAAAUGCUACCCGCAGCAAGAUUUUGUUGCCAAUCGUGCAGAAAGCUCGUAGAGCUAUUCUUCUUACUGGAACGCCUGCGCUAGGAAGACCUGAAGAGCUUUUCAUGCAGAUUGAAGCACUGUUUCCAAGAAGAUUUGGAACUUGGACUGAAUAUGCCAAAAAAUACUGCAAUGCACGUGUCAGGUUUUUUGGUAAAAGAACUCAAUGGGACUGUAGAGGAGCUUCAAAUUUAGAAGAACUACAUCAACUUUUAAGUGAAAUAAUGAUCAGAAGACUGAAGAAGGAUGUUCUAACUCAGUUGCCUCCCAAAGUUAGGCAACGUAUUCCAUUUGACCUCCCACAAACUGCAGCUAAGAAUUUGAAUACCACUUUUGCAGAGUGGGAGAAAUUAAUGAGAAAUCUGAAUUCAGAUGCCACUGAAAGCCACUUUUCUCAAGUCAUGAAUCUAAUCACACGCAUGUAUAAAGAAACAGCCAUUGCCAAGGCAGGAGCGGUAAAGGACUAUAUCAAAAUGAUGCUUGAAAAUGACAAACUGAAGUUUCUAGUUUUUGCUCAUCACUUAAGCAUGCUUCAAGCCUGUACAGAGGCAGUUAUAGAAAAUAAGGUUCGCUACAUACGAAUAGAUGGAAGUGUUCCUUCCUCAGAAAGAAUACAUCUUGUUAAUCAGUUUCAGAAGGAUCCUGACACCCGGGUUGCUAUUUUGAGUAUUCAGGCAGCUGGUCAGGGUUUAACUUUCACUGCUGCUACUCAUGUUGUGUUUGCUGAAUUAUAUUGGGAUCCAGGCCAUAUUAAGCAAGCAGAAGACAGAGCACACCGAAUUGGGCAGUGCAGUUCUGUGAAUAUUCACUUCCUUAUUGCAAAAGGAACAAUGGACACUCUUAUGUGGGCAAUGCUGAAUCGCAAGGCCAAAGUAACAGGCAGCACCUUGAAUGGCAAGAAAGAGAAAAUGCAGGCUGAGGAAGGUGAUAAGGAGAAAUGGGAUUUUUUGAGUUUUGCCGAGACCUGGACCCCAAAUGAAAGUUUAGAAGAUCCCAAAAAUGAACUUUUGUUUACUCAUUUUGAAAAGGAAAGACAGCAUGACAUACGUUCUUUCUUUUCCCCAAAAUCCUCCAAUGAGAAGAAACGCAAAAUAUUUUCUGGUAAUGAAUCAUUACAUAAUGAUUCAGAAUCUUUUGAAGUUACAAAAGAAGAGGAUGAAGAGAAGAGCAAUGAAAACCUGGAUUCUACAACAAUAGGUGACGUGGAUACAAUUUGUCAUGAAAGUACCUGUGAACGUGAAGCUAAAAGAGCAAGAAGCAUGAGUGGAUCUACUCCAGUCAACUCCAGCAAGAAAAAACAAAAAUCUUUGACUGGAAAAAAGCCCUCUUUGUUUUCAGAAAGAACCUAUGAAGUCUUACCUUGUGACUUAAAUACUUCAAGCAAAAGUAUGGCUUUAAAUAAAGUUUGGCACUGUAGUGUUUGCACUUAUAGUAAUAAUGAAUUGCUCCCUUACUGUGAAAUGUGCAAUUGCCCUCAAAGCAGUAAUGUUGAGAGAAACUGUGAAGCUACUGCUAGCCAGACUGAGGAAGAUGUGUCAAAGGACUCCAGAAGUGAAGAAAGCACAGUGUGCAGUGCUGAAGAUAGAAGAGAAGAUUCUGGGGAAACGGUGACCCAGCAAUUUGUUGAAAUCAGCAAACAGGAAACUGUUGCAAUUGAAAAUGAAAAAAGUGAAAAAAAGUGUGGAGAAGGAGAUGUAGAUGAAUCAGAUGCAUUUCCAAUAUAUGAUGGUCUUAUGUUUUGUGCAAGCAGGAAUACUGAUAGAAUUCACCUCUAUACAAAGGAUGGUGAACCACUGAAUCAUAAUUUCAUCCCAUUGGACAUACAGCUGGAUAACUGGGAGGAUUUACCAGAAACUUUCCAGUAUAAACGAAAUCGUUCAUUGAUACUGAGGUUUGUGAAGGAAUGGAGUCAUCUAACAGCAAUGAAACAGAAGAUUGUCAGAAAGAGUGGUCAGAUAUUUUGUAGUCCUAUUCGUGCUGCAGAGGAGUUGUCUAAAAAGCAGUCGGUGGUCAGCAGCACAAAAAGGUACGUGACCAAGGAGGAUGUAGCAGCAGCCUCACUUAGCAAAGCUAGCAGCAGCGGGGGCAGCGUUCGCCUCAUCUCGAAAGAAAGUGGGGUUUGUCUGAAGAAUGACAGUGCUUCUCUUGAACCAUCAGGUCAUUCCACAAAGUUGCUUUCAGAAAAUGGAAAAGGCCCAUCAGCUCUUCACUCGGAGCAGACUGAAGCUGAAGGCUCCUCCGUCCCCAGAGGCUAUUUGCAAGCCCUGGACAGCCGAGGGAACCCUCUCUGCCUCAGCUGCCAACAGCCAACAGCUCAGCCUGCGCCGGGCUGCCAGGCCCGUGCCUGGGACACGCGAUUCUGCUCUCACACCUGCCAGGAGGACUUCUCGAUUCGCUCUAGUCAGAGCUACCUCAGGACUAAAGUGUUUGAAAUUGAACAUGGUGUUUGCCAGUUUUGUAAUGAAAAUGCUCAGGAGCUUUAUCUCAGCAUCAGAGAUGCACCCAAGAGUCAGCGUAAGAAAAUUCUGGAGAGUUCUUGGAUGUCUUCCCUUCCACUCGCACAGCUGAAUGAAAUUAUAACGAGCCCGACAGAAGGCCAGUUCUGGCAGGUCGACCACAUCAAGCCUGUUUACAGUGGAGGAGGACAGUGCUCCCUGGAGAACCUCCAGACCCUGUGUACGGUCUGCCACCGAGAGAGAACUGCAAAACAGGCCAAGGAAAGAAGCCAGAUGAAGAGACGUUCUUUAACUACAAAGUAUGGCUGCGAUAUCACAAAAUUUUUUGUGAAGAGGUAAAAUGGAAAAUAUAUUCAAUUACGUUAUAACUCAGAAACCAGUAUAGUUAUGUAGCUUUCCUCAUGCACUGAUUUAAAAAAAAAAAAAUAAUCAUUUUUGUAGUCUAUCAUGCUGUUAGUAGAAAGAAGAUGGAAUUAAAACUAAGAAAUCGUAACACUGCUUGUCAGAGGGCCUUGGGUCUGUGCAUCCAAGGUACUUGAUCAUGGUUAUAUUUUUAUGACCCUGUGGUUUAAGCUGAAUUUCUGUGUGUAACCUUAAUGCAAUUUUGAAGCAUUACUAUUUUCAUACUCCAGUGUAGUUAUAGCUGCAAGGAUUUGAGGAAGUUCUGUUGAAACUUCUGUUGGUCUUAAAGGGUUGAGUGGGAGUGGGGACAUUAUGGACCAAGAAGAUAUCUUAGUUUAUUUUCUUUGUUCACAUACCAAAAUGGCCAAAGAAAACACAGGCCGUGAUAUCUGUUAUGACAAAAAGUGUGAUUUCUCUUUUCUAAAAUUGUCUUAUCCAGUUCUGAUCAGCUGUGAAAGGCCGACUGUUGGCACUGGGCCUGACAUGUAAGACUUUGGCAUUUACAAUUAAUGUCUACUGAAAUUCAUUUUUACUUAAACCAGCUUGUAUUAAAAACUUACUCAUGAUAAGGAACAAUAAAUAUUACCAAUUAUCUCAUCAAAAGUAGUUUCAUAUUUUCCUUAAGAUUGGAGAUGCUGGUUAUUUUGGACUGUUCAUGUAGCUUUCUUUACACUUAUUUCAUAUAAAUACAUUUCUAUUUUUCCUGGUGAUUUUUUUUAUGCUUUACCUGUCUCUCCCCCCCUCCCUUGAGUGCUGUAAGCCAGGGGUAAGUUCAUAAAGCACAUCUGUACAGCCCGUAUCUUCUUCUGAAAGUACAUGUCUGCAAUUUCAAGUACAUCUAGUGAAAAUAAGCUGAAAAGCUUUCUAGGUUAUCCUUAUGAGAAAAAUUCUUCAAGUUUUAAACAUUCUUUUUAACAUUCCGUUAAAUCUUUAAGAUAAGGCAGUGGCAUGAGUGCACCAUUUUCUAUAAAGCGAAACUAACUCGACUUUUCCAGCAAAGACACCUUUAGGUAACUGCCUGAAAGAAGUGUUACAUGAUGUUUGUGUUCUCCAAGUAUAAUUAAAGAAUCAUCACUUCAGCAGUUUAAAAGACCAAGUGAGAACAAAGCGAGGGAUUUCUAAGCUCAUACAGCCCUUACCAGAGGCCACGCUUUGAUGUAAAAUUUCAUGAAGACAGUGCAGCAGGAGAGGAGGAAACUGAGACUAUCAGGAAGGAAGCUUAAGAAGUUAAAGAUUAUUUGUUCACUAAUUAGCCUGGUGCAAUUUCUUUUAAAGAAGCUAGACAGUUAAGCAGCAGCUAAACUUGUCUUUGUCUUUCUCAGCCCUUUUAGCAGAGAAAUGUGCCUCAGGUGAAAACACAAAUGGCCUGGAGAACAAACUCUGUGACAAGAUUUUCUCUGAAGAAAAUUAACUCUUUAUCCUGAAAACUGUAUUUCUGUUUGAUACAGAUUUAUCUGAGGGAAACACUCUAGCCCCUGACCUCUCUCCUCUCAAAGAAGUUUUAGGGUAUCGCCUGGGACCUUACUCUUUGGACAGAGCUUAACUUUCUAUGUUUAGUGUAGUCACAGUCAUUACCAGGGCUGGUCCUGGGUCAACUUAUGCAAGGAUGACAUUUAACAAGUAUUUUGACGAAAUCUAGACUGGCGCUCACAGAGGUGUGAGAGCCAAUAAUAAGUUCAGAUUUAUUGAGUAAUGUCAACAAUACUGUAACUGUUUUUACAUUUCAUUCUGUAAAGUAAUGCUGAUCUUUUGCCAAUUCUCAUUAAAACAGAUGAAGAUCACUGUAAAGCAACAUUGGCACAUCCACAUCAUAGUGUUUGCAUGACAUCCUGUGGGGUUAGGUUACAGCAGGUGAUGGAGUUGUUUCAUCAUAUCAGAUCAAAGCCACAGUAGGCAUUCAGAUGGUCUCAAACUACCAGCAAGUUGCUCAGAGUGAAACACCACUGCACGUGUCCCUUACAGCCAGCUCUGUACACAAGGGCCGUGGAAGGAUGAUCUAAAGUAUCCAAAACCCGCAGUGAUCCACUUCAGGCUAUCCAGCUUACUGUCCAGCUCAAGCCCCAAAUACAUUUAUUUCUGUUUGGGAAAAGUGUCCAAGACAAUAUCUUUUUGGACAACUGCUGCAAUGCUAGGAGGGUGUUGUAUUAACUAAAAUGUACUGUAGACUUUAAAUAAUAAGUCUAUUUUAGGAGUAUUUGCAACUUAGUGAUUAACCAAAAAAUACUGGGCUCAAUGUUUAUUAUUAGCAAUAAAUACCAAUUACUUCAUGCUUGCACAUCAAUUUAAGUAGACUAAUGUCACCUGAUAAAGUCUGAUUAAGAACUGUAAAGCAGCACAUUCUGCAUGAAUUUCAACAUGAAGUGUUUGCAUACAGCCCAUUCAUGUCCAUUAUUAAAUAAGCUAAUGCAAAAAAAAAAAAAAAAAAAUA
Messenger RNA from Tyto alba (common barn owl), 6163 nucleotides. It is a transcript of the gene ZRANB3, whose product is annotated as zinc finger RANBP2-type containing 3. Gene Ontology annotation, biological process: replication fork processing; DNA repair. The record is from RefSeq and is a predicted model, not a curated record. The transcript is spliced from 21 exons. Gene Ontology annotation, cellular component: nuclear replication fork. Gene Ontology annotation, molecular function: zinc ion binding; endonuclease activity; ATP binding. Lineage: Eukaryota; Metazoa; Chordata; Aves; Strigiformes; Tytonidae. Bases 10 to 3672 code for a protein of 1220 amino acids.